Amphimedon queenslandica is the source of this 1833-nucleotide messenger RNA. RefSeq lists its product as uncharacterized. NCBI's taxonomy places the organism in Eukaryota, Metazoa, Porifera, Demospongiae, Haplosclerida, Niphatidae. The transcript has 11 exons. The coding region runs from base 25 to 1572 and encodes 515 amino acids. The record is from RefSeq and is a predicted model, not a curated record.
GGGUGGGGCUCAAAUCCGAGAUCCAUGGAUGUUGGAACGCAGACGAUUGUAAGUUGGAUAGAAGAGCAAGUAAAAGUGGAAGAGACUCCAUUAGAGGCUACAGAUGAUAGCUUACACAAGAAAGACAGCAAUGAAAGUAUAACUGAUGAAGAUAAAGAAGGAGAAAUUGAGAAAGAGGCAAAACUAGAAGACCUUGCUUCAGCACUCAGCGACACCAGCAGCAGUGAAGAUGAGAGAGAAGAGGAUGAAGAGAAGGAAUACAAGCCAGUAUCUACCUCAGUGAAUGUACCCUGGCCUUCAGUGUUGCAGUAUAUGAGAGAAACAGAUUCUGAAUCAUCAAAGUAUUUUGGACUUGGAAAAAAAAAGACAAAAAUAGGAAAUGAUGAACAAGGGAAAGAGAGAAAUGAGCAAGAACUUUGUCAGUUUUGUGGAGAAGCUUUAAAGCACUUAAGCUUACUACCUGACAGCCUGGAAAAGGAACCUGAGUUUUGCUGUGAAGAUAUGAAAGAAUAUGUUGUACUACUUGCUUUGUAUACUAAGAGAUUACAAGAGCAGAAACUGAUAUCAAGGCCAGGCCAGAUCAAAAUAAAAUCACAAGUGAAAGAAGAGGAAGCCAAAACAGCCCAAGAGAGAGCACUAGAAAGAAUGAGAAGGAAGAAGAAAUGGGAAGAAAAGUGCAGAGAAAUGAAGAUACUGCAGAGUUCAAGUGUGUCUGCAAUGUCAAGACAAACAAAAGUGAUCAAAUUUUCCCUUUCAUCUGACAACUGUAUGAGCACAGGUUGGGUUGCAGAUAUUCAUGAGAAUAAAGGAAAAAAGAAAAAGAAGAAGCAACCAAUGCCAGUAGUGCUUCCAUUACCAUCAAUACCCAUUGAUGAUGCUCCUCCAGAUGAUGCUAGCUGUGGAUACAUUGACAAGAUAAGCUAUAGCUCUGGACAACCACUCUCAGUUAUACUGCCAGAUAAUACUGGACAAGUUUAUUAUCCUUCAGAUAAUUUAGCUUUACUUCAAGUAGCUCUUCAUCCAUCAAUCAAUGUGUACUUAAUAUUCCAAGACAGCAAGAGAGGUGAUUUGAUUGGUUACGUUGAUGAUUAUGGGAGGGGCUGGGUAAAGGGAGAUUAUUCAAUAAGGUUUCUGAGUACGCUACAUGAAAGUUUUCUGUUUGAUAAUUCUGGGAGGAGCAAGACGUGGGUUUGGUCCGAUAGUGGAACCUAUUCUCUUCACCUUCCACUUGUGUUCAGACUAAACCAAUAUCUUACUAUAAAAUACAACAAUCACGAUGACAUAAGUAUUACUCUCACGGCCCAACAGAAACAACACAAGAUUCAGAUAAAAAGAGUCGUUACCAUGGCUGGGACAGGAAAACCUGCAGUUGACAAAACUGUGAAAUAUUACAACAAAGAACUGGAGAAAAUGACACACAGAUUCAACUCACAUUUGAGCAGUUUCCAGCAGUCAAUAAAGUUGUACAACAGCUCAGGGAAAAGCAAGGUGUUGCCUCCAAUUAAUGGCAGUCGAACAAUUUUUAAAAGAGCAAGAAACAGCAGCGUUGGGACGGUAACGUUUCAACAAUAACGUAAUUUAAUCAAUGAUAAUAAUAAUAAUAUAAUAUAUUAUUUAUAAUAAUUAUUAUUGUACAAAAGGAAUGUCUUUCAAAAAACUUGAAAGGUACUCAAUUUAAAAAAAGAAACAAACACAGCAGCUCACAAAAGCACACACGCACAAUAAUUGACUAAUCACAAACAACAAUAAUAAUAAUAAUAAUAAUAAAUCGGCCAUAGACACGCCCACCCAAACACACAGUUGUAUAGAAGAUUGUUUUUAAAUUUCCUAAUU